Marchantia polymorpha subsp. ruderalis is the source of this 1670-nucleotide messenger RNA. Lineage: Eukaryota; Viridiplantae; Streptophyta; Marchantiopsida; Marchantiales; Marchantiaceae. The record is from the annotation of a GenBank genome assembly.
UCCCUUCCUCCUGAGCGAAGGGAAGGGAGAGAUUAUCGACGCCUCGUGGAGAGCUUUGAAAGAAAUAUAAAUUAGAGAUUUGGCUCCUGCUGAGCGUACAAUUAAAUCGUAAAGUGAACGACGUCGAUCUUCGACUGAUCAGAGUUGCCAGGUGGAGCUGGCUCUUGCACGCGGGUGCCAAAAUUAUCUCUCCCUCCCUUUCCUUUCCUUUUCUUCCCUUGCCUGGCCUUGCCUGGCCUUGCAUUGCAUUGCAUUGCAUUGCCUUGCCUUGCCUACCCUGGGACGCAGCGCAGUCAAUCAUCGCUAACACAGACCUGUACUUACAUCGUUCACGAUUGAGCGUGCUGAGAGGGUAGAAAAGUCGACGAUCCGCUCCGACCCGGCCCGACCCGACCCUGCGUGUCUGUCCGUCUGCCUGCCUGCGUGCCUGCAGCUAGGAGCUGUCGAUUACAUCUCUGAGAAGCUGACAGAUGGGGCAGAUUCUCGCUCGUCUCAUCGACAGACUCGCACAGUCUUUUGGACACAGGGAACUCCGAAUUCUUAUGCUCGGCCUGGACGCAGCAGGAAAAACCACUGUACUCUAUAAGUUGAAGUUAGGGGAGAAGGUUUGCACCAUACCGACGAUUGGAUUUAACGUCGAGACUGUGCAGUAUAAGAAUAUAAACUUCACCGUCUGGGACGUCGGUGGUCAGCACAAGAUCAGACAACUGUGGAAGUACUACUUCAGCGGUAUUCAGGGAUUGAUUUUUGUGGUGGACAGCACUGACAAAGAACGGAUCACUGAGGCAAGGGACGAACUUCAUAACCUGAUCAACGAUCCUGAGCUUUCUCAUGUUACAUUAUUGGUUCUAGCUAACAAAACAGAUCUUCCUCAAACAAUGUCUGUCGCUCAGAUCACCGAUUUGUUACAGCUCCCAAGCCUGAGGCAAACCAAAUGGUACAUCCAAAGCUGCAGUGCUACUAGUGGUCUGGGCCUUUAUGAAGGUUUGGAUUGGCUGGGUCAAGAACUCAAGAAGGUGGGAAGCUGACGAUCCAGUGUACCUCUACUUCCAGAGGAUUCUCCAUCAAAACACUUUUCAAUGAUCGAUGAUUAGCCUGCAUAUGGUAAUGGAACUGCUACGAUGAGAUGUGUAUUGCGACACUGCAGGAAUGGCGGCUUAAUCACUUAAGGACAUGCCUUCUUGGAGAUUUUUUCGAGUGAUUGAAUCGCGGGUCUCCAACCCACUACUUUUCAGUGUGCUUACCUGCAGAUACAAGUAGAAUAUUGUUUUGUGAUAAUCGACGAGAGUGCAGGAAGCUCCAUUCGGUUCAAGAGAUACUUAUACGUUCGAAGAUCGCACUUUUUCUGGAGAGGUGUGGCUCACCUUUCAUCACUGAGGCUUGUUCAAGUAGCGUGUGGCAAAGUCUUCUAAACCCCAACCAUGAUUCAAUCUGAGUCGUGGUUGAACACAGUUUCGAGCCUUUCUUGCUGUCCAGUGGAGCUUAGGAUUACGUGGUUGAAUUAGAAGUCCUCGAAUUGCAAAGUGUACAUUGCUUUAGCUGGUGGGUGUCCAUCUUAGCUGUGAUGGAAAAAGUGUGAUGAUCAUCCCAAAUUGAUCAUGAAAAAACAUAUGUGUUCGCUGAAAGAAGACUUCGGUCUGAAAUCUGAAAUUUGUCUCAAUAAUUUCUUU